Molecule: messenger RNA, 912 nt
Organism: Mollisia scopiformis
Lineage: Eukaryota; Fungi; Ascomycota; Leotiomycetes; Helotiales; Mollisiaceae
Exons: 2
Coding region: 1-912 (303 amino acids)
Source: RefSeq, a predicted model, not a curated record
AUGGACUCUUCCAGUCCGGCAACCGUAUGUGAGGAAGAUCAUCAGAAUCACGAUACGACUUCUUCCUCUCGUCUUGUUGCCGGACGACCAAGUCUAUGCGUGAAUGGGUUGGACAACCAAAAGCGGGGUAAAGCUACGCCAACAACACCUAUCGCCUUCCCAUGGGAAAAGCUAGCGCCAGAGCUCAGAGAAGAGAUCUUCGCUAGAGUCAACGAAAACUGCUCCGAAAUAAAGGAGUAUUUUAGGUGUGGAAGUUACACGGGAAUGCCUCCGCUUGUUAUUGCCCUUCGACCCCUGCCUAUAGCACACAACCACGCCCUCGGAUGGUUCGAGGAAGCCAACAAGCCGUUCUAUAUGAGUGGUGCCGGAGGCUAUACCUUUGCAAAUAUGGUUUCGAGCGAGUUGGACGCAUUGGACUCUUUACACAUAUCCCUCAACGACUAUGGCAAACAUGGACUUGCGCCAUUGACAGGCUCUAUUACCCGGCCAAUGUCCAUAUCCGAAGCCUUCGUUAAGCCUUUCCUAGCCAAUUCUGGUAUCAAGCACGUUAGGAUUCGACUGGCAGUCGACGACGACUGGAGCUUAGACAUGUUGCGCUUCAUUACCGAAUUUCCGUUCUGGCUACGUGGUUUCCGGUCAUUGCGCACCCUUCGAGUCGAGAUCCCCUUUGCACCUUGGGCUGUUCCGGAGCGCGCGAGGAAUAAUAUCCUUAGCGCCUUAGUCAAGAGAAUACACCAAAAGAUCGGAGUGAAAGGAAAUCGUUCUGCGUGCUUCGUUACUGGCGUCGGAUACGUGAAGCAUUAUCAAGGACCGAUUGGAGACUGGGACAAGGAGAUCUGGGACUGGGUCGCUGAUGAAGGAAAGGUUAUGGAUUGGUCAGGAGACUUGGGAUGGAAGUGGCCAUUAGAAUAA